AUGGAAGGCUACGAGGACUUCUGUUCCCGGAGCCUCGAAAGGCUUCAGCAGGAGAGGAAACUUAUGUUCACCCAGCAAUCCACCUGCAAGCAGGCGCUGUCCACCUUCAGAUUCAAUGGGAGACAUUUGCUUUUGCCUAUGCUCAGUGAGCAGCAGCGUGUGGAGAUGGCUGAAUUACGGAGAUGUUCGGCUCAGAGAGAAGCAGAGUGGCGGCAGGACAGGUCAAGCUCCCUCCUGGCUCGAGUUCAGCACAUCCUGGACAGAGUACAGAUGCAAAAAGCACAGAAUGCCAAAGAGGUGCCAGCCAGUCUGCCAGUAUAUCCCUCACUCCUUCCAGAUAGCAGACCUGGACACUCUCCUGAUCUGCUUCCCAUCAACAUGGACACUCCCCACAAUGGGCAGGAGAGUGAGCAAGGGAGCUGUUCCAGCAGGUGUAAGAUUAGCAGUAGCAGUAAGGCUCUGAGGAGAGAAACACUAAAGCUUCUCAACAGACGAUUGGCCAAUAUGGACGUGUGUGUCGAAGAUUUGGAAGAGGACAAGGCAUUCCCAAGCAAUGUGCUGGAGUCACACACAACCACAGAUGAGGAGCAUAGACACACCACCCUGGUUAACACACACCUGUCAGGAGAAAACCUCUCGGAUAAGGAGAAUGAGAGUACUGGAGGUCUUAUUGGGGAGUGCUGGAAUCCCAUUACUUCAGCUGACCAUGGCAAACAUUUGGUUCAGCCUGGUUCCCCGGACUGUCUGUUAGGCAGCCUCUCUCUCAGCCUCACCGGAUCUUAUGCCCGCUUGCCUAGCCCCCAGCGCUGUCGCAGCCCACUUGCACGACCCAGCCAAUCACGUGCCAUUCCCCCUGGUAACAUCCUCAUCUCCAGUCCAUUGAGUGAGUUGGAGCUAAGCCCCGAACGUUCCUCACCAUUGUCUGAUAGGUUAAAGCAUGUUAGCAGGGAGAGACCAAAGAAUGUAGGAGGAGCAGAGAUCCAAGAGGAAUCCUCAAUGCUGCCACCUACUGCCAAGGAGUGGAACUGCAGCCAGUCUGAGCUUAACAGCACAAUGCUCACGUCAGUCAGAACAUCUACACCCAGUGGUGCCCACAGUCUCACCUCUAAGUAUUCUCAGGCCCCAAGCAGACAGAUAUCCCCCACCCAGUCAGAUGGGUGUCCUCAAAGUAGCCCAGCCUCACAUGCUCCAAGCACCCGCUCCCCUCCCGCUCCACUGAACAAGUCCUAUGAUGUGGAGAGCCCAUCCCCAACACUGCUAAGGCCCCAUAUAUAUACAGAACCAUGGCCUGGACAAGUCAAACGGAGACUGGACCUGGGAGAGACACAGGGGUCUGACAAGGACAGACUGACCCUGGAGGAACUGAGCUGUUCUGACCAGGUUCACAAUACUUCAGCCGAGGUCCAGCGUCAGAUUCAAGCUUUAGAGGAGAUGAGACAGUGCUUGGACAGAGAACAUGCUCACCAGCUCAGUCAACUCCUUACUGAACAAGAGAAAGAACAACAGCGCCUCCAUCAGGAGCUCCGGAGCAGAAUGAGCAUGUGUAAAGGACAGGGCAAUUCAGUGUCCUCCCCUCUGAAGCCCAAUGGAAGAUCCCCCACACACAUGACACCUGGUGUCCCCUCUGCUCGUCCUGUGCUCAUACCCACUGUACAGUCAAAUAAAACCCAGUCAAGUAAAGCUUGCAUUCGGCACUAUCAGGUGUUGUCCGUACGGCAGCAGCUGGCUCUGUGUCGCCUCAGCGCCAUUGCCCGCGGCUACCUCACACGUCGACUGCUUAACACUGAGAAAGUCAAACACCUACGCAAAACCGUCCAGGACACUAAGGAGUUCUUGCGCUCCUUGCAGAGAGAUUCUGUACAGAAGAGUGGCUCCAUGUCGUGUCAGGACGCGACCCUACAGCACAGAGUGGCAGCACAGGUAGCACAGGAAUCACACAGGGCAGGACACCACGUAACCACGCGUACACCAUGA
Molecule: messenger RNA, 1974 nt
Organism: Chanos chanos (milkfish)
Lineage: Eukaryota; Metazoa; Chordata; Actinopteri; Gonorynchiformes; Chanidae
Product: centriolar coiled-coil protein of 110 kDa
Exons: 8
Coding region: 1-1974 (657 amino acids)
Biological process (GO): regulation of cytokinesis; negative regulation of centriole elongation; centrosome duplication
Cellular component (GO): centriole
Source: RefSeq, a predicted model, not a curated record